AUAAUCAGAGUAAGUAUUAUAAUCUAUACAUUUGUUAUAUAUAUAAACAGCUUUGUACACUAUAAGGACGGCUUAUAUUUGUCUACUUCGUUUGAUUUGGACGUAUUAUGAUUCUGAAUUGUUUCUUCUCCGGAGUCGAAGUUCUUCUAAUCUUUGUCAAAACAAGACCCCCCUCAUAAUUAGAUCAUGAUGAAUCACUGCGAUGAAGAUAAGGAUACAGUUUCCUUGCGGGAUUAUUAUGCGAGGCAUAUUGAUUCAUCAAGCCCGAUUGAAGCUGGAAGAGAACACUAUUCACCACACCAUAAAGAUAGUACUACAAAAAAAGUAGAGAAAAUACUUGAUCCAUGGGCAGCAUCCCCUCGAGCAUGGAAUAAGAUAUUCUUGGCUUCAUGUGUAAUUGGAGUCAUAAUCGAUCCAUUGUUUCUUUACAUUCCAAUUGUAAACGAUGAAAACAAGUGCCUCGACAAGGACAACAAUAUGAUGGUCAUAGCUCUUCUUCUGCGAUCUGUUACAGAUUUCUCUUAUGUCUUACACAUCAUUUUUCGGCUUCAAAUUGCACUAGCCAUGUCCAAGGAAUUUGGUCUAUCCAUUUUUACUGGGUUUCCCUGGUCUUAUCUCCUAAUCGAUGUUUUAGCUAUUCUUCCUCUCCCUCAGGUGAUAGUUUUAAUGUACUUCUCAAAGAUUACUGGAUCAAAAUCCUUGACUGCAAGAAAGUACCUCAAUUUAAUACUUCUUCUCCAAUACGUGCCUCGGAUUCUUCGCGUGUACUUCUCAGCCAAAGAGCUAGGAAAAACUUGUGACUCACUCACUCGACGUGUAUGGGUCAGAGGUGCCUUCUUCUUUUUCCUCUACAUUAUUUUUGGCCAUGUGUUUGGGGCAUUUUGGUACUUUUAUUCGAUAUUUCGUGAGACAGCUUGCUGGCACAAGGCAUGUGUAAGAGUUGGACCACAAGAAUGCACACUUGGUCCUUUUGACUGUAGUCAUGGCCUUCAUCCCAUUAAGAAUUUGACAUUGCUGAACCAGCAUUGCCCUGUUAAUCCACCAAAUCCCUCCAUCUUCAAUUUUGGAAUAUUUUCUCAAGCCAUUGAGUCUCGUAUAGUGUGCAAAACAAAUUUUCUCAGAAAAUUUUCUCGUAGUUUUUGGUGGGGUUUGAGAAAUUUAAGCUCUUUUGGUCAAAACCUCGACACAAGUAGCAAUGUAGAAGAAAAUCUGUUCGCAGUUCUUAUUUCUAUCCUGGGCUUACUUUUGUUUUUAUACCUUAUUGGAAAUUUACAGACAUACAUGCAAUUGGAAACUACAAAGUCAGAAGAAGCUAGGAGAAAAAUUCGUAUCAAACAACCAGAAAUAGAUUCUUAUCUAUCAAACCAUGACCUUCCACCACAUAAAAAGAAAGUCAUCAAGAGAUACCUAACUCGAAGUAUUAGAGAAGGCAAAGAUUUCGAUGUCAAACAUCUCUUUUCUUUACUUGAAGAACAUGCUGAUCAUGACCAACACAAGAAUGAGACAUUUGCAGCUUGGGUUACCAAAAUAUUGGAUGUGAAAAAGCAUGAGAGGAACACAAUUGAACACAAGACAGAGCUAUGGAUAUCAAGAAAUGGAAUUCCUGAGGAUAUAAAGCCAAAGAUUAUGAAAUAUGCACAAUUGAGAUUGCAAGAAGGAAAAGAUGUCAAUAUCCAACAUCUUUUGCAAAUUCUUCCUUUGACACUAGGAAUGUCUAUUAAGAAACACAUGUGUUUCCCUAUCUUAAAAAAAGUUCCACUGAUUCAAAACAUGGAUGAAUAUGUUUAUGAAACAAUCUGCAAAUCUUUAAAGCCAGUCGUAUAUUCAGAGAACAGCUAUAUAAUUCGAAAGGGAGAGCCUCUUGAUAUGGUGCUUUUCAUCACACAAGGUGCUGUGUGGACCUUCGGAAGUAGUAAUAAUAGUCCAACGAAUCGUCUUCAAAAGGGAGAUUUCUAUGGAAAUGAACUCAUAGAAUGGCAGUUUAACUCAACAUCCUAUAAUGACUUUCCAAUCUCUACUGCCAAUCUCAAAUCACAUACGAAAGUUGAAGCCUUUGCUUUGAUGGCAAUUGACUUGGAGCAUGUGCUCUCUAGUUGCUGGUCUAAGUUUUUUGAAUGCUCAACCAAUGAAUCCAUUUCUGAGGGCUUAAAAUCUUUCGCAGUGAUUUAUAUGCAACGAAGGUUCCGACGUAACAUGAGAAAUAGAAAGGCACAAGAAAAUAAUAAGUUAAGUAUAUGUGUUGACCAACGAUUUCGUUAAACUCUUGUAAUAGCCUACAAGUCAAGUGUAGGUGUAACUUUAUUUGUUUCACUUUAUCAAAUAGUGGGAAGCUUUACCCUAGUUCACUGUA
Messenger RNA from Humulus lupulus (European hop), 2350 nucleotides. Its product is annotated as putative cyclic nucleotide-gated ion channel 13. The transcript is spliced from 9 exons. The record is from RefSeq and is a predicted model, not a curated record. Bases 187 to 2259 code for a protein of 690 amino acids. NCBI's taxonomy places the organism in Eukaryota, Viridiplantae, Streptophyta, Magnoliopsida, Rosales, Cannabaceae.